GAAGGCAGACUGAGCAAGCAGCUCAUCAGAAAGUAUUCAUUGCCAGAAUGCAGUGCAGAAAGAAGAAAGCUAAACGGAGACUGAAUCAGAUGUUCGCUCUGUACAUUAGGUUUAAUGGUUGUAUCAACGGCUUCAUAUGACAGGAAAUGAUCUGGGCGUUUUGUUCACUUAAUCUGGAUGCCCUUAGUUUCACAGAGCAACGGGUAACAUGGAUUGCAGUACGGAAGGGGACAGCUGAACUCUCCCUCUGGCUUUAGUGAGGAAAGAGCAGCGAUGAAAUCCGUGGACUGUGUGCACGUCAUCCAGCAGAAGGAUACCGCCUCCUCUCCCUCUGACCCCCCCGGUGCUGCUUCAGGCACCACGGGACUUUUUUCUGUCACAUUCCUGUGGCUUGCAAUGCUCCUGUCCUUUUGUCUUGCAGCAGUGUCUCUUUACCAUGCUAUCACCCUGAAAACAGAGCUAGAAGCUCUGCGCAGUGAGCUGAUCUACAGGGUCCGGCCGAGGUCUCCGCUAGAGCAGCCACCUGUGUCCUCUGGUGACAAGAAAGCAGGUGCCCCUGUUUCUUCCUUCCUGCAAGUGUCUGCAGCUGGCGCCAGGCAGGAGAACAGGCUGCCUGGCCCUAGCCCAGCUGAAAGUCUCCAAAAGGAAAUCUGGGAUGGGGGCAGAAACAGGGGGAGAAGGUCUAUUGUCCACACAGAAGAAACAGUGCUGCAGGCCUGCUUGCAACUGAUUGCAGACAGCAAAAGUGAUAUCCAACAGAAAGAUGAUUCAAGCAUUGUCCCUUGGCUUCUGAGCUUUAAGCGUGGUACAGCUCUGGAAGAACAGGGAAAUAAAAUUGUGAUCAAAGAAACAGGAUAUUUUUUCAUAUAUGGCCAGGUCUUAUAUACUGAUACAACAUUUGCAAUGGGACAUCUAAUACAGAGGAAGAAAGCUCACGUGUUUGGUGAUGAUCUCAGCUUGGUGACAUUAUUUCGUUGCAUCCAAAAUAUGCCACAGUCUUAUCCAAAUAAUUCUUGCUAUACUGCUGGCAUUGCAAAAUUAGAAGAAGGAGAUGAACUUCAACUUACAAUACCACGAAGAAGAGCUAAAAUAUCCUUGGAUGGAGAUGGUACUUUUUUUGGUGCAGUUAGACUCCUCUGAAGCCCUUUAUUUUUGUAACUAUGCUUAGUGCAAUUUUCUUCUUCUUCCAAUGCAUUUGUCAAAGAAAAAAGAAAUUGAAUUCUACUAUAACUGCCAAUUCAGUCUCUUUCCUUCCACCAUCAGCUUCUGAAAUCUAAUCUUUGGUCUAAUAAGCAAACCCAAAACAGGAAGUAGACCAGACGUACUUGUAAGAUAAAAACGUCACGUGAUUGCCAGAAAGACAAUUUUUUUUACACAAUGGGAGAGUCUAAACAACAGCUGUAAAGACAUGGUUUUUUGGCUUUGAAGUAAUUUCAGUGAAGCAAAUCAAAGAAGGAGUUGACCACAAAGUAUAGCAUGAACACAGGACCAUUCUGUUUUAUACAGAAAUGGAAAACUAAAACAAAAGUGCAUCUUACUUUGCUUUGUUUCACCAAAAACAAAAAACAAA
Phasianus colchicus (ring-necked pheasant) is the source of this 1570-nucleotide messenger RNA. RefSeq names its product TNF superfamily member 13b (gene TNFSF13B). Gene Ontology annotation, molecular function: receptor ligand activity; tumor necrosis factor receptor binding. Gene Ontology annotation, biological process: positive regulation of B cell proliferation; immune response. NCBI's taxonomy places the organism in Eukaryota, Metazoa, Chordata, Aves, Galliformes, Phasianidae. Gene Ontology annotation, cellular component: membrane. The record is from RefSeq and is a predicted model, not a curated record.